Messenger RNA from Orycteropus afer afer, 6201 nucleotides. It is a transcript of the gene PALLD, whose product is annotated as palladin, cytoskeletal associated protein. Gene Ontology annotation, biological process: actin cytoskeleton organization; cell migration. NCBI's taxonomy places the organism in Eukaryota, Metazoa, Chordata, Mammalia, Tubulidentata, Orycteropodidae. The record is from RefSeq and is a predicted model, not a curated record.
AUGUCAGAGACUUCCUCUCAUGACUCCUUCUACGAUUCCCUAUCAGAUAUGCAGGAAGAAGACAAGAAUGCUGAUUUCUUCCCUGAGCUAUCUGCUUUUCUCAGCCAGGAAGAGAUAAACAAGAGUCUUGACCUGGCCCGGAGAGCUAUAGCCAGCUCUGAAACAGAAGAUUUUGACUCAGAAAAGGAGAUCUCGCAGAUUUUCAGCACCUCUCCUGUAAGCCUCUGUGAAAAUCCUCCUCAUAAGGAGACCAAACUGGGUGAGCAAACCUCCUCAAGAAGACUUCAAGAGACCAGGCCAACAUCUGUCCAGUCUCUGGCAGAACCACAGACUAAGAGUAUCUCUUCACCUGUUUCGAAGAGGAAACCUGCCUUAUCACCCCUGCUUGCCAGGCCCAGCUAUAUCCGGAGCCUCCGAAAAGCUGAAAAAUGUGGUGGAAAAACUCCAAACACAAGUAUAAAGCCCAAACGGGCAUAUCAAGGCAAAGCAGGCCCCCAGAGCGAGCUGUGUGACAAGGCAGCUAAUUUCAUUGAGGAGCUGACAUCCAUAUUUAGAGAAGCAGCAAAGCCGAGAAAUAGAAGCCCAAACGGGGAGUCUUCGUCACCAGACAGCGGGUACUUGUCUCCUAAAAACCAGCCUUCAGCCCUAAUGAGUGCCUCAGCCAGCCAUAGCCCUACAGAAGACCAACAGGAGAUGGAAACAAAGGUUAAGUUGCCAGAGGCCAGGCGUCGCUAUCAGGUCAACCACGAUGGGGUGAUGCCGUGCAAUAAUAUGUCUCACCCACAACUUCAGAAUCCACUCCACUUCCCCUCCGCGCCUCGAUUCAUCCAAAAGCUGAGGAGCCAAGAGGUGGAAGAAGGCAGUAGAGUUUAUUUGGAGUGUAGAGUCACUGGAAACCCAACUCCUCGAGUCAGAUGGUUCUCUGAGGGGAAAGAGCUGCACAACACUCCUGACAUUCACAUCCACUGUGAGGGUGGGGACCGCCAUACAUUGACCAUAGCAGAGGCCUUUGAGGAGGACACAGGCCGCUACACCUGUCUGGCUACGAACCCCAGUGGCUCAGACACAACAUCUGCUGAGGUGUUCAUUGAAGGUGCCAGUUCAUCAGAUUCUGACAGUGAAAGUUUAGCUUUCAAAUCAAAACCUGGAGCUAUGCCACAAGCUCAAAAGAAAACAACUUCAGUUUCCUUAACAAUAGGAUCAUCAUCUCCAAAAACAGGAGUGACCACAGCUGUGAUUCAACCCCUGUCUGUCCCUGUUCAACAGGUUCACAGCCCAACUUCAUAUCUCUGCCGACCUGAUGGAACCACUUCUGCCUACUUUCCUCCUGUUUUCACAAAGGAACUGCAAAACAUAGCAGCAUCAGAAGGCCAGGUGGUGGUUCUGGAGUGCCGUGUGCGAGGAGCACUCCCUUUGGAGGUCAAGUGGUUCCGACAAGGCAGUGAAAUCCAAGACUCUCCAGAUUUCCGGAUUCUACAGAAAAAACCAAGAUCUACAGCUGAACCUGAAGAGAUAUGUACCCUAGUUAUUGCUGAGACGUUCCCUGAAGAUGCAGGGAUCUUUACAUGCACUGCAAGAAAUGAUUAUGGAUCAGUAACAAGCACUGCCCAGUUGGUUGUCACCUCAGCCAACAGUGAAAACUGUAGCUAUGAUUCAAUGGGAGACUCCAACAGUGAUCACUUCCAACACUUUCCACCUCCUCCUCCAAUCUUGGAGACAAGUUCCUUUGAGUUGACUGCAAAGAAACCAUCUGAGAUCCAGCAGGUGAACAGCCCUGAGUUGGCACUUAGCAAGGCAGCCUUUCAAAUGAAAUUCAAUUCUGCUGAGAGAGAAACUAACGGAGUCCAUCCCAGCCAUGGAGUAAAUGGACUGAUUAACGGCAAAACUAACAGUAAUAAAUCUCUUCCAACACCAGCUGUCCUACAUUCACCCACUAAGGAGCCACCACCUCUGCUUGCCAAACCCAAACUGGACCCUCUGAAAAUACAGCAACUCCAGAACCAAAUACGCCUGGAACAGGAGGCCAGCGCCCCGCGGAGCGCGCCGCCCUCGCCGCCCUUCCCGCCGCCGCCCGCCUUCCCCGAGCUCGCGGCCUGCGCGUCGCCUGCCUCCCCGGAGCCCAUGAGCACGCUCGCCUCCCGCUCUGCCCCCGCCAUGCAGUCCUCCGGCUCUUUCAACUAUGCGCGCCCCAAGCAGUUCAUCGCCGCGCAGAACCUAGGCCCCGCGUCCGGCCACGGCACGCCGGCCUCCAGUCCCAGCUCCUCCAGCCUUCCGUCUCCCAUGUCCCCGACGUUGAAGCAGUUCGGCCGCGCACCGGUGCCGCCCUUCGCGCAGCCCUUAGGCGCCGAAGCCGAGGCUCCGUGGGGCCCGUCCUCGCCGUCUCCCCCGCUGCCGCCGCCGCCGCCCCCGGUCUUCAGCCCCACGACGGCCUUCCCGGUGCCCGACGUGUUCCCGCUGCCAUCACCGCCACCUCCGCUGACAAGCCUGGGCUCCCACUGCUCCUCACCCGCCACCCGCUAUGGCCAUAGCCAGACGCCCGCCGUCUUCCUCAGCUCCUUGCUGCCCUCGCAACCGCAGCCACAGCCCGUCGCAGUCAACGCCUUGGGGCUGCCCAAGGGCGUCACCCCCGCGGGAUUUCCAAAGAAAGCUAGUAGAACUGCUAGAAUAGCCUCUGAUGAGGAAAUCCAAGGCACAAAGGACGCUGUCAUUCAAGACCUGGAACGAAAACUUCGCUUCAAGGAGGACCUGCUGAACAAUGGCCAGCCGAAGUUAACGUAUGAAGAAAGAAUGGCUCGUCGACUACUAGGUGCUGACAGUGCAACUGUCUUUAAUAUUCAGGAGCCAGAAGAGGAACCAGCUAAUCAGGAGUACAAAGUUUCCAGCUGUGAACAGAGACUCAUCAGUGAAAUAGAGUACAGGCUCGAAAGGUCUCCUGUGGAUGAAUCAGGUGAUGAAGUUCAGUAUGGAGAUGUGCCUGUGGAAAAUGGAAUGGCACCAUUCUUUGAGGUGAAGCUGAAACAUUACAAGAUCUUUGAGGGAAUGCCUGUAACUUUCACAUGCAGAGUGGCUGGCAAUCCAAAGCCAAAGAUCUAUUGGUUUAAAGAUGGGAAGCAGAUCUCUCCAAAGAGUGAUCACUACACCAUUCAAAGAGAUCUUGAUGGGACCUGCUCUCUCCAUACCACAGCUUCCACCUUAGACGAUGAUGGGAAUUACACCAUUAUGGCUGCAAACCCUCAGGGCCGCGUCAGUUGUACUGGACGGCUAAUGGUACAGGCUGUCAACCAAAGAGGCCGCAGUCCCCGUUCUCCCUCAGGCCAUCCUCAUGUCAGAAGGCCUCGUUCCAGAUCAAGAGAUAGUGGAGAUGAAAAUGAGCCCAUUCAGGAGCGAUUCUUCAGACCUCACUUCGUACAGGCUCCUGGAGAUCUGACUGUUCAAGAAGGAAAACUCUGCAGAAUGGAUUGCAAAGUCAGUGGGUUACCAACCCCAGAUCUAAGCUGGCAGCUAGAUGGAAAGCCCGUGCGCCCCGACAGUGCUCACAAAAUGCUUGUGCGUGAGAAUGGGGUGCACUCUCUGAUCAUAGAGCCAGUCACCUCACGAGAUGCCGGCAUCUACACUUGUAUAGCCACCAACCGAGCAGGACAGAAUUCAUUCAGCCUGGAGCUUGUGGUUGCAGCUAAAGAAGCACACAAACCCCCUGUGUUUAUCGAGAAGCUGCAAAACACAGGAGUUGCUGAUGGGUACCCAGUGAGGCUGGAAUGCCGUGUUUCAGGAGUGCCACCACCUCAGAUAUUUUGGAAGAAAGAAAAUGAGUCACUCACUCACAGCACUGACAGAGUGAGCAUGCAUCAGGAUAAUCAUGGCUACAUCUGCCUGCUCAUUCAGGGAGCCACAAAAGAAGACGCUGGGUGGUAUACUGUGUCAGCCAAGAAUGAAGCUGGGAUUGUGUCCUGUACUGCCAGGCUAGAUGUUUACACCCAGUGGCAUCAGCAGCCACAGAGCACCAAGCCAAAAAAAGUACGGCCCUCUACCAGUCGCUAUGCAGCACUUUCGGACCAGGGACUAGACAUCAAAGCAGCGUUCCAACCCGAAGCCAACCCAUCUCACCUGACACUGAAUACCGGCUUGGUGGAAAGUGAGGACCUGUAAUCCAACAUUCUUGUUACAGCUGAGACACUGAUACAGCCUUUUUGCCUUGAUCAGCAUAUUCCUUUGUCACAUUGUAAGAGGCAGAAACAAACCUUUGACUAUAAGAAAUUUUUAAAAAAAACCACCAAAAUAAUAUUCUUCUUACUUGAUAUACCAAACUUAGAGUUUAAGAAGGUGAUACUAAUAGAAACGUACACACUGCACAGAAAAUUCACAUUCAUCAUCCAAUUUAAAACUUUUAGAAUUGCUGUGAUUUAAAUGGUCUGAAAUGCCAAAAUGCUAAAGGAACUCAAUUGUGCGAAGGUAACCACAAUUUGUAUUAUCAGUAAGUGCCUUCAAACACAAGCUAUAGGUGCUAUGUAGCAUGAUAAAAUGAAAUGCUUAACAUGAGGCAAUUGUACAACAAAUAAUACUAAAAUGAUUCUAAAGUGGGAGUAUAUCCAGACAGCUACAGUGAAACAAGUGCAAUAUGUAAGGAUGAGAAAGGAAAAAGAAAUCCAAGUAAAUGCCUUGUCUUUACAAAUUGUUUUAUAUAAAUCAUAAGGAAGGAACUAUUUGCCUUAAAUUUCAUGGAUACCAAGACUUUUCUAACAAAGUUAAUACCUACAUUCUUAACUUUUUUUUCUUUAUGUGUAGAAUUUUCUUUUCAUGCUACCUUGGUAGGAAGCUUAUUUACAAACCAUAUUAAAAGGCUAAUUUAAGUAUAAGUAAUAUAAAGUAUUCUGAAUAAAGCAGAAAUAUAUGACUGUCCAUUCCACGAAAGGCAUCCAAACCACCCAGAUGACCAAGGCAUGUAGUAUUUGGAGGAAACAAGGGCUUGGAAGGGGAAUAGGGAGGGCAAUGAAGGAAAAUGCUAGCAGCCCAAUUAUACUGUAUUCAUUUAGAUCAAACGAGAAGGGCCAAGCUUUUCUUUGGUUUUCUUCAAAACCAGUCUAAAAUGUAAAUUAAAAAAAAAGAAAAACACUGCCAUUUACAAGUCAAGGAAUCCAUGGUCAGCUGGAAAUUUGGAGCACGUGUGCUAUGGAAAUUUCAGUGUGUCUGAAGUUUGUGUAGUAGUUGAAGAUUUUAGAUGUGUAGAGCAAGUUGAAAAUGGAUUGAGACUGCAAGAUUGACCUGAAUGAGGACCUAGUUUACCUGAGGGAAAUGAAGACUUAAGGAGAGAGAAAAACAGGUUUGUGCCUGUUUUUUUUUUCCAAUGGCAUCAAGAUAUGGUGAAUGGAAAAUACUAGUUCAUGUCCCUGCUGCCAUGAAACCUUGCUGUAAAAAGGUGCUGGGUUCUGAGCAGUUUGUAGUGGUGUCUUAGCCAAGACUGCUUUUUAAAUGCCGAUGAUUCUGCAUCAGCUAGAUUGAGUUGAUUCUGACCAGACUUGAUGGUUUUAAGUCGGAACCAAUAAAUCUUAAAAAGGAGAAAAAAAUAAUUUGGCCUAAUAUUAUAAAACAUGAGGCUUUAAUGGUACUUUGUUAUGAAAAGAGAACACUGUAUUUCUUAUGCAAAACACAUAUACCUUUCAUUAUUUAUACUAAAAUUGUCAAACUCUUGUAGCUCACUUACUCAAUUCAAUAUGUAGUGUGUGUUUUUUUUUUAAUAAUUUUGUAUCUGUGUACCACCCUAUAUAUUUCCUAUUACUGCUUCACAUGUACAGCUUUCUACUUCUUUGUAAGAACACCAACCAACCAUGUUUUAAAUGAUUAAUAGGCUUAAGCACUGGGUGGCAGAUGUUCUAUGCAGAGUGGUACAAGUUUCUUUGGCCACAGUUACAUGCAUUGCUGAUAGGAAUUUAAGAUACCAUACAAAGUCUCUCACGGGCCUAUCUAUAUUAUAGUAUUAUGACUGAUGUCAUAUCUUAUUUGCCAAAUUUUUCUGAAUGUGACUUGCUAAUUUGCUGGGUUUGGGAUUAACUAGCAUUAUUUUGCCACCUUUUAUGUGUAUUUAUAUUAAAAAAAAAAAAGUACUAUCAUACUUCUUUGGAUUGUUGUGCUGGUGUAAUGUGGAUUUAACAUCAAUAAAUAUUUAACAAAUAAUAGUUAUAAUUUCCUGAAGCAGAGUAUUCAGUU